This is a messenger RNA of Prorocentrum cordatum, 600 nucleotides long. The record is from the annotation of a GenBank genome assembly. NCBI's taxonomy places the organism in Eukaryota, Dinophyceae, Prorocentrales, Prorocentraceae.
AUGGCCGGGGCGCAGGAGCUCCUGCGGGACCUCUACGCGUUCUGCAACGCCCUCCUCUUCCGCGGCGAGCUGGCCGUGGACUCCGUCGCCUUCCUCUGCGGCGCCGGGGCUCGGCCGGCCCUGGAGGCCGACGGCGCGGAGGCGGCCUUCAGCGCCGAGUUCUCGGACGGCCUGGCCGGCGCCGUGCUGCGGGUGGACUUCUCCUGGGAGCGCUGCCAGGCCUGGCCCGUGACCAGGCUCGCCUCGGUGCUCCUGCACGAGCUCGUGCACGCGUGGCACGACUCGGUGGCCUGGGCCCCCCCCGCGCAGCUGGCCGAGGCGCACUCUGGCGCCUUCUUGGGCAAGUGCGCGCAGCUGCAGGGCCUCUGCGAGGCCGAGGGGCUGCCCUUCUUCCCCGACGUUUUCACGGAGUCCUGGGCGCUACUGGCCCUCGAGGACCUAUCGGCCCGUCACUGCCUGGGGUCGCCGGCUGCGCGGCGGCGGCCGCGGCGUGGGCGCGGCUGCUGGAGCGGGAGCCCCCGCUGCGGGGCAGCCUGCUGGGAGACCUCGCGGCCAGCGGGCUCCGGCCGCAGGCCGCGCUCGCCUCGAAGCAGCACCUGA